UGCCCUGCCCCUGCACCGCGGUUUGCUUCGCAGGUUACCCGUGGCUUUUCUCGCUACCGUCGCAAGACGUUCGAGGACCUGCUGAUGCGAGACGCGGAGCAGACCGAGGCUACCUCGCACCAGCAGUCCCAGGCGCUACAGCAACACGACCAGCCGUGCUCGUCAGCGCCUUGUACGGAACCCGGCAACGACAACGACGCCGUCUGGGAGGCGUGCGAGCAGCAACCCGCCAAGCGCUCCCCUUCCCUGGCCUCGAGCACGCAGGCGACGAGAAAGUCGUCCAUGGCGUCCAAUUCGAAGUUCCGGCUUCACGACAGUAACGUGCCCCGGCGGAUAUCCAUCAUGGAGCGAGGCCACGUGGUGCUGCCAGGAAUCUCGUCGCCCACACCACCACGAGUCCGUGGCUUUGGAAACACGAGUGCAAACCUUUCUCGACGCAUGACGCUCUUGUCAACUGCAGCCAUGGACUCGGUCGGUCUCAAAGAAAUCGCUUCCUGGGAAACAGAGAGGUUCUCGCACUUCGUCCUGCACAUCACCAGCUGGGUGAUGAUCAUCUUCCCCGUGGUUGGCUGCGCUCUCUUGGCCUGUCUCUCCGUCAUGUACUUCGCCUUGGUGCGACAAUACGAUGCCGAAGAGGACGAGAAUGCGCGUUUAGAGAUCCUCAAGGUCAUCGAGAAGCAGAGUGAGGACCUUGGAGCACUGACGCCCGUCGAGCGUCUCGUUAUCGUCGUGGUCAUCGCGGCCGCUGCACUCUGGCUCGCCGUACACGUGAUCGCCCUCUUCGCUAACGGCGGACGCUUCACGAGCAUCAGCGAUCAGCAGACCUUGGUGUUGGACUACCUGCUGGUCGCACUGCUGUCGUCGGUCGCCGCCCAGUGGCCCGCAGGCCGAACAGAGGACGGUGCGGCCGCCCCCAGUCCGCCGUGCGCCGUCGAUUGGCGCGCGCUGGUGCCCCACAUACUUUGGGGACCGCUCAUCAUCCACGGCUCGGUGUCGUGCAUCGGACGUGCCCUGCAGGUGAGCGGUGCGGCGUACUGGAUCCAGGCGCUGUUGAACGAGUUCAACCUGUUCCCGCCGACGACGAUCCAGAUCGUGCUCACCGUGCUUUCCUCCGUGCUCACCGAGUUCGUCAGCAUCGACGUCACUGUCGCCACGCUGCUGCCCAUCGUCGUUGACCUGGCCCUGAAGGUACCCUGCAACCCGCUGUACUUCGCCAUUCCCGUGGCAGUGGCAUCGUCCACGACGCUCGUCCUGCCCACGGCCGCCAUGUCGAUCGCCAUCAUCGACGACGUGCUCACUCCGUGCCGGCGCAAGAUGCUCAUCCACGGCACGGUGGUGAAGGUGGUGACACUGACGUCGCUCAUCUUCUCGAUGAACACGGUGGGCGAGACGCUGUUCUCGUGGAGCGAGUUGCCCAGCUGGGCGCAACAGCAGCCGGCGCCCAACGCUUCCUCUGUCGCUGCCAUUCAGCGGCUCCUCUGGGGACUCUGAAACGCUAUGCCGCUCGCAACCACGCUUCUCUGCGCUGCGCCGUGACAGUCCACGCUGAACGGCCGACUACUUGUUCGCGAAAACUUUACCUGCAUUUAUUUAGUGACCUACGCAUGCCUAUGCACUGCUAAGUGUGACGGCUGUUGCCGUACUAUGCCUCUUACUGAGCCUUCUGGAAGACAUGAUGGCGUUUUUGCGUAUGGUGCGUGAGUGGCAAAGGCUGCGCUCCCAAACGAGGCUGCAGCACACUCGGACCUCUGCCGCGCCCUUUUGCCAAAAACAUUCGAGCCUUAUUCUUUCAUUCUGCUGGUGUAUGUAUGUUGAACAUAUAGUUCUUUUUUAAAGCUAUUGCUGUGAUCUUUCUACUCUUCAGACUGCCCUCCGAAACGUCAAAAA
Molecule: messenger RNA, 1887 nt
Organism: Dermacentor silvarum
Lineage: Eukaryota; Metazoa; Arthropoda; Arachnida; Ixodida; Ixodidae
Exons: 10
Coding region: 85-1491 (468 amino acids)
Biological process (GO): monoatomic anion transmembrane transport
Cellular component (GO): membrane
Source: RefSeq, a predicted model, not a curated record